ACUCGUGCGGAGGAAACUUUUAGACAAGUCCGCCAGAGAGACCUGAUGAGCAUGAGCCUUGCGUAGCCUCGGAGUCUGUCUUGGGACCACUCCGCCACGGUUCUCCAAAGUGUCGUCACUGUGCACAAGAAUGGUAGAUAAAGGGCCCCUGUUGACCUCUGCCAUAAUCUUUUACCUGUCCAUCGGGGCAGCGAUCUUCCAGGUACUCGAGGAGCCCAACUGGAAGCUCGCUUCCGAACAUUACAAUGCCCAGAAGGAUCAGAUACUGGAAGAGUACCCUUGCCUGACGAAUGCCGACUUGGACAAAAUACUGAAGGUGGUGUCUGAUGCUGCAGGUCAAGGCGUCACCAUAAGUGGUGACAAGACCUUCAACAACUGGAACUGGCCGAACGCUGUUAUCUUUGCAGCAACCGUGAUCACCACAAUUGGCUAUGGGAACAUUGCCCCCAAAACAUCGGCAGGUCGUGUAUUUUGCAUUUUCUAUGGGCUUUUUGGUGUGCCAUUAUGUCUUACCUGGAUCAGCGAACUGGGAAAGUUCUUUGGUGGCAGAGCCAAGCACCUGGGUCAAUAUCUAACCAAGAAAGGCGUUUCACUGAGAAAGUCACAAUUCACGUGCACAGCUAUUUUCCUACUGUGGGGAGUACUGGUUCAUUUAGUCUUACCACCGUUUGUAUUUAUGUCCCAAGAGGGUUGGACAUAUAUUGAAGGCCUGUACUUCUCCUUUGUCACUUUGACCACGAUUGGUUUUGGAGAUCUUGUUGCAGGUGUGGACCCAAAUGCAAAUUAUCCCACUCUGUACCGUUACUUUGUGGAAGUGUGGAUUUAUCUUGGCUUGGCAUGGCUCUCUCUGUUCUUCAACUGGAAAGUGCGGAUGGUAAUCGAGGCCCACAAGGCACUGAAGAAGCGCCGCAAGCGUCGAAAGCUGUCUCUCGAUGAGCUUCGCCACUACAAAGAGACCCACAAAGCGGCGCUCCAUUUGCCUCCCACUCCCAAUGAUGUCAAUAUCUUCAGCUUCCUGUCCAAGAAGCAGGAAGGCUACAAUGACUUGAUUAAGCAAAUUGGCACCAAAAAACAUGUUGGAAGCAAUGGUAACAGUGCCGCCAUUGCCAGUAAAUCCAAAGAGAUGAGUCGUUCCAAGAGCUGCAACGAUGCCUCCACCUGCAAUGGUCACACCAUCCUUAGCCUUGACCGAUCACCACGCCAAAAGAGACGCUAUAGUUUCAGCGACCGUGUCACUGUGGCCUUUUCAAAGUCCAAGAACUACCUCCUGGGCUCGGACAAUGGUUUGCUGCUAACGGAGGACCAUGGCGAGCGUGAGCUGGAAGUCAACCAGCAGAGAAUGUUUGAGAACCAGCUUGACAAAGAGGUGGAUGUGGAGGGCGGAGGACAGGGAGGAGUAGGAGGUUGUGGAGCAGGUGGCCGGAGGACAUGGGACUCCAAGGAGUACCAGGCCUUAACCUUCCAGAAUGCAAAUAUCACAUUUAUCGACGAGGAGAACUUCCUAAACCAUAACUUGGAAGAGGACGAUGAUGACGACGACUCUAAAGCCAAGCUGUCCAUCACAACCUGCGACGAAAAUGUUGAGUCAGAGACUGACUCCAAAGAGGAGCAGGGCUCUGAAUCAGAGGGGUCUGUUUUCACGAGUGAUGGGUCUGAACACGGACAGUCUUAUGAAAAGCUUGUAGAGGAAUAUGCGAAAGAGGAAAAUACAGAGUCUUGAUUAACUUUUCCUUUUAGUUCACAAUAAAAACCGGAUUUUUCUGCUUAGGAGCAAAAAGACAUUACGAUCAAAAUGUGAUGAUUCAAAGGAACCGAAUGAUAAAUUAGCCUAAAUUACCUGGACUGCUCAUAAGAGAUGUUGGAUUUCCUUUUGAGACCUGAACAAAUGAGGCCCUUUAUCAGGAAGAAUGUAGAUCACAGGGCAUGACAUCUAACAACACAUUAACAAGAUGUACUAUUUAUUGCUUAUGUACAGUUUAACAAAUGGAUCCCAAAGGUUUGUUGGAAUAUCUCCAAACAAGACAGGAGUUAUUUUCCAUGAAGAUGUGUUAUUUUCUUAAAGGUUGAUAGGAAAAUACAGAAAAGAGGUGAUGGUGUUGAUCUGAUUGCAGCUAGCUUCCUUAAUUAUUUUCACCAUAUUGGUGCUUUUGUCAUAUUUAUUAAAAUGAAGGAAACGGUAGCUUUGCAUAUCUUGGUAGUCUGUCAGUGCACAGUCUGACCAACCGAGGAGGGGCAGUUUAACUUUCGAUGCAGAUUAGACAGUAAAACCUGAGCCAAACGAUUGUCUUUAAAGAAAAUGAAGGGCUAUGGGGCCAAUUCCCUCUUUGUGGUUUUUUUUUUCUUUUUCAUUUUGUCUUUUUGUAUGAUCCUUAUUUGUUGUGUGUGAGAUUCUUAUUAACUGCACUGGAGGUUAUUAGGCAUGGGCAACAAGUCGGAGUAAACUUUGAAAGUCAAACCAUUUAGUGUUUCUGGAUGAGAGCAGCACUCAUUACCGUGACUCUACAACUGAGAGGUUUGAGCCAAAUGUGAAUGCCCUGCUGAAGUGGCACCCAAACAGUAGUUUUUCUAUGUGCACCUUCUGAGUCUGAGCACAAAACCACCUUGUGAAUACAACCGUUUGUUUCCUGUGAAUGCUUCCAGGCUUCGAUGAAUGCUGCAAGUUUUGUUUUUUAAACCUCACGGCUUCUUCAGCUUUCUUGUUUGCUUAAUGGUCCAGUGACACUUUGACCAUUUUAAGACCUUUUUAAAGAUGUUGUCUCAAACACCGCUAGAAGCAUCUAUUAGAUGCUAACAGUCUAAAACUGGUUUUGUGAGCACAAUUUUAGCCAUUGUGGUCUGCUGCUGACAAAGUCAGGUGUCUCCACGCUUUCAUUUUUGGGCAUUUGAGCAUGUCGGCACAUAAUGAGGUGAAACCCUGUCAUUCCUUUGCAGACCUUUUUUUUUCCCACUGUGUCUCUUCUUAGCACCCUUUCACUUUUUAUAUUUAACAUGUAAAUAUUGGCUGAAAGCCAUCAGUAGCCACAAACACUGCAUUGCUCAGGACGUGGCCUUGCUGCUUAUAUUUGCUUUUGGGGGCUCGUUCUGGCACAAAUGACUGAAAUGCAACUUUGUUAGCGAGCCAAGGUUGACUUUUGACAAAUCAAUGAUCUCUUGACGUAAAUUGUAGUCAUGAGACGGCAGUAUCGGUGUGCUCAGUUGAGUUUUCUAUAGUAUUUUCUUUCUUGUUUGCACAUGAACACAAAACUCCAGGGAUUACUUCAUUUUUACAAUUUUAGUGACCAAAAUAUCUGGACCUUGGCUUCUCACUGUGUUAACCUUGAUCGGUUCCUUGUUGGUUUCUCUUCCCUUCUCUCAUUGCCUUUUGCACAAGUAAACUUGAAACAGCGGUGCCAAUCAAAACCGUGCAUUGCACAACACUGCAUAGUUGGAUGGCAAUGUUGUGCAAUGUGACAUGAGCCUGCUCAGGACACAUCAUCAUUUAAGGCAGAUAUUUGAGAAGUUAACGAUGGUAAAUUUACAGUAAAUGUAUUUCUUACUUUAAUGAUACGGACACAUGGACCACGCUCUUAAUUUCCAACUCUGCCCUGAUUUUAGAUGAUUACUAAUGGGUACAAGUGCCUACAAUCAACCCACUGCGAAACGGGGGAUAUGCAAUUUUACAUCUAUUGGAUUUAUUCUCCUCCGCUGUAAAAGCCUCCACACUGGGUGUCUUUUUUUCUGUUUUUAUCUUUGUAGAAAGCCACUGUGUGAACUGGUCCUUUCUUCCCCUCGGUUUUCCAUGAGGGCAGCUUUUUACGCAGCGAUGGCGCCCAGUAGAACUGUGAUACAAUUUCUAGCAUAUUCCAUCAUUGUUGAGAAGGAAUAAGUUUUGACUGUCUUUAAGUUCUGCUCUCCUGACUCGGCUCCAUUGUGUUGAGACUUACUCCGGCAUAUUUUGUCUGUUUUUAUGAUUAAAUUAUUCAUAUUUGUAAGUUUGUACAUAAAAUUCCAGUAAAACUGUAUAUGUGUACAUAAAUAUAUAUAUAUAUAUAUAUAUAUAUAUAUAUAUAUAUUUCAUUUUAAAUAAAAUCUGUUUUAAUAGAA
Lampris incognitus (smalleye Pacific opah) is the source of this 4083-nucleotide messenger RNA. It is a transcript of the gene kcnk5a, whose product is annotated as potassium channel, subfamily K, member 5a. The transcript is spliced from 5 exons. Gene Ontology annotation, molecular function: potassium ion leak channel activity. NCBI's taxonomy places the organism in Eukaryota, Metazoa, Chordata, Actinopteri, Lampriformes, Lampridae. The record is from RefSeq and is a predicted model, not a curated record. Gene Ontology annotation, cellular component: membrane. Gene Ontology annotation, biological process: stabilization of membrane potential; potassium ion transmembrane transport. Bases 131 to 1720 code for a protein of 529 amino acids.